This is a messenger RNA of Salvelinus fontinalis (brook trout), 3876 nucleotides long. RefSeq lists its product as uncharacterized. Lineage: Eukaryota; Metazoa; Chordata; Actinopteri; Salmoniformes; Salmonidae. Gene Ontology annotation, biological process: immune response. Bases 168 to 3833 code for a protein of 1221 amino acids. The record is from RefSeq and is a predicted model, not a curated record. Gene Ontology annotation, molecular function: protein binding. The transcript has 25 exons. Gene Ontology annotation, cellular component: membrane attack complex.
UGGAUUAGGGGAUAGGGGACUAGUCCAUAGGCGAUAUAGGGAUAGUGUGCUCCAUCCUAGACCUGGAGUAGGGGAUAGGAGACUAGUCCAUAGGAGGUAGCAGAGGAGUGAUAACCCCAUGGUGGAUCUGCUGUGAGGAGGACUGAGGACAGGAAGGACCCAGGAGGAUGUCAUCAGCCGGAGGAGAGUCAGCCAGCUCGGAGCUCCAAGCAGGUGUCAAAACCAGCACUCUGAGACGGGAGGCCAGGAGGACUAAAGGUCAGGACCGCAGUGAGGCGGGGCUGAUUAAGCGUUUCCGUGGUGAUGGCGUGCGCUACAAGGCCAAGCUGAUUGGGAUUGAUGAGGUGACAGCGGCGCGCGGGGACAAGCUGUGCCAGGACUCCAUGAUGAAGCUCAAGGGGAUGGCUACAUCGGCGCGUUCCAAAGGAGAGCACAAGCAGAGAGUCUUCCUCACCAUCUCCUUCGGGGGGAUCAAGAUUUACGAUGAGAGAUCAGGGGUUCUGCUGCAUCACCACUCGGUGCAUGAGAUCUCCUAUAUCGCCAAGGAUACCCGGGACCACCGGGCCUUCGGCUACGUCUGCGGGAAGGAGGGACACCACCGGUUCGUGGCCAUCAAGUCCGGCCAGUCGGCAGAGCCCCUGAUCAUUGACUUGCGUGACCUCUUCACACUCAUCUACGACAUCAAGCAGCGCGAGGAGAUGGAGAAGAAGGCCCAGAAGGACAAGCAGUGUGAGCAGGCCGUCUACCAGACCAUUCUGGAGGACGAGGUGGACGAUCCAGUUUACCAGUACAUUGUGUUUGAGGCUGGACAUGAGCCCCUCCGUGGCCACCAAUCAGAGGAGAGCGUUUACCAGGUCCCUACCGCUACCAGUCAGCAGAAGGGAGAAGGGAUCUAUGACGUCCCAAAACGACAUUUCAUGACUAACAUCAACCACUUUGAUCUGUUCGGAGAUAUGUCCACUCCACCCUCGAUUCCCCCGUCCCCGGCCAACACUCUGGACACCAGCAGGAGCCACCGCCAGCCCCAGCAUCCCCCAGAGAUGUUCACCGGCCCCUUCAGCCCCACCUCUGUCCCCUCAGGGUACAUGACCAUGGGGCCAGUCCAGGCAGCCCAGUGGGCCCAGCAGGGACCCUUCGCUGGCCAGGCCCAGACCCUGGCCUUCGGGGUGCAAGGGCCCCUCCAGGUGACCCAGGUCCUCCCUGGGGGCCAGCCCGUCAUCUGGAGCCAGGCCAACAUCUUCCCUGCCACCCAGCAGCAGUGGGCGGCCAUGGCUGCCUACAUGCCCGCCCAGGCCGUGGGCGUGGGGGGCCACCACAUCCCCAUGAUGGUGCCCAUCACCACCGUAUGCCCCAGCCCCCAGGGGCCCUACGGUGACCUCUCCUCCACCCCCUCCUCGGCCAUCGCCAGCCCCCAGCAUCAGACGAUAGACCCCAUUCUGAUCCAGCAGCAGCAUAGCAUCGGUGGGGACUCUGACGCAGGCGAAGGCCCCUCUUCGCUGGGCCUUGUCAUGGUGGGCAGCAGGUGUGGCACACCCAGGCCGAUGAGCCCUACUUCAAUGGGUCUUGGUGCCGUGAGCAGGUGUGAGACGCCCGUUGGCCUUGUCAUGAUGGCGAGGUGUGAGACGCCCGGUCUAGUGAACGUGCCCCCUGACACCCUGGUCUGUAGCCAGCUGGGCCUGGGAUCAUCAUCUGCCGCAACCCAGGAAGAGGAAGGCAGCUGUAGUGACCUUGACCUCUCUCGGAUGACCUUGAGUCCAGGCACGUCCACCUCGCCCUCCACUGACUCAGCGUCCACCCCAGCCCCCCAACCUGGCUCGUCCUCAGACUCCGCCCCGUCCCAGACUAGUGAUCCCCCCACAGACCACUCCCCCAUCGAAAUAGAGGCCACACACCCCAGCACCAGGGAGGAUGACUCGGGCUCAUGCACCAGGGCUCUGUCUCCCCAUCCUUCCAGUGAUGCUCCAGCUGACUGUCCACAGGCCCAGACCUGUCCACAGGCCCAGAUCUGUCCACAGGAAGACAUGGAGAUUCCCGUAACAGACUCACGAUCCACCACAACUACCAUGCUCUCUGUGUCCAUGUUGAAGCCUACAGUUGGCCUAGGCUACUGCCUCCUCUGUGCUGCAUUGUGCUUGCUCCUACUCUGUGAUGUUGCCAUAGCCGGCAGUGGCGAGGAGCCCAGCGGCGUCCGUGAGACUCGGUCUGUGGGGACUCAGGUCGCCGUGCAGCCGGUGGAAUGUGUACAAUCAGAGUGGUCCUCCUGGACGCGCUGCGAUGUCUGCAGGAAGAAGAGGUAUCGUUAUGCUAAGCUUGUCCAGCCCUCUCAGUUUGGCGGGGAGCCCUGUCAUGUCCAGGGCAAAGAGGUGGAGCCCUGUAGCCCUCCAUCUCGCUACGACUGUACACUUGAAGAAACACCUCUGUGUGAAGGCUUCCUCUGCACUUACACAGGGCGCUGUGUGCCUAUAGACCUGCGCUGUAACGGGGAUGAUGACUGUGGGGACUGGUCAGAUGAGAAGGGCUGUCAGAAGGUGAACAAGGCCUGCAAGCAGGAGGCACAGGAGUACUAUGGCAUCGAGAACCUGGCCAAAGGAAUCAACAUACUGAACAGUAACUUAGAGGGAGUGGUCAUUGACAACAGAUACUACGCAGGCAGUUGCUUGCCUCACUACAUCCAGGAUGUCAGGUUCAGGAAGCCUUAUAACCUGCAGCAGUACACACUGGAGACCAAAGGCACGUACGACUUCAAGCUGCAGUCUUUCGAGUCAUACUCUGAGUUUGUCCAUCACACCAUGACGGAGCGCACUUCCAAGACCACGGUGUCCAUUGGCUUUGCCGUGCCGGGCGUGGCCGAGUUCGGCUUCAACUACGCUGACUCCAAAUACUCCAAGUCAGAGAAGAAAAUACGCCGCGCCUCUAGGAAGGAAAACAGCUUUGUCCAGGCCAAAGCAGAGCUGCAACUGGCCCGAUACAUCCUGAAGUCAGAUGAUCUGAUGCUGCACCCGGAGUUCUUCCUGCGUCUUCGUGCCUUGCCCCAGUCCUACAACUACGGGGAGUACAGACAGAUCUACAGAGACUAUGGAACCCAUUACAUCACAGAGGCUACCCUGGGAGGAGACUACGAGUACACAGUCAUCCUGGACAAGGAGAAGCUGGAGAAGACAGGUUAUUCUCUGGAAGCCUACAAGAACUGUGUGCAGAUAGGUCUGAAGGUGGGGGCCAACAUCAAGGGAGUGUAUGUGACUGUGGGGGUCGAGGGAGGUAGUUGUGAUGGUCUGCUCAAUGAAAUGGGAGAGGACACAGUGAAAGGCAGCAUGGUGGAGGACUUUGUCACGGUGGUUCGAGGGGGUGACAGUGAGUCCAUCACCUGGCUGGCUGCCAAGAAUCUGCCCACGCCACAACUGAUGAGACUGUGGGGAGAAGCCGUGCAUUACAACCCUGACUUCAUCCGCAGCGUGACGCGGCCGCUAUAUGAGCUGGUGACCGCCAGAGACUUCUCCAGCGCUAACUCCCUGAAGAAGAACCUGAGGAGAGCCCUGGCUGAAUACCUGGAGGAGAGCAGCUCUUGCCGCUGUGCCCCCUGCCACAACAACGGACUGGCCGUUCUCAAAGGCACCAGGUGUGAGUGUGUGUGUCCAUCUGGCUACAGUGGACUGGGUUGUGAGAUCACCCAACGACCAGAUAUAGGCAUAGACGGCAGCUGGAGCUGCUGGGGAUUGUGGUCACCCUGCGCGGAGCGGUCUAAGACACGGAGCCGUCAGUGUAACAACCCUGCACCUAGCAACGGAGGCAUGGCCUGCAGAGGACUCCAGAUGGAAACUACUGAUUGUUUCUGAUAUUGUCCCGGACUCUUGAUUGAAAUAAAGAUAAUUCAUGUCA